Molecule: messenger RNA, 198 nt
Organism: Plenodomus lingam JN3
Lineage: Eukaryota; Fungi; Ascomycota; Dothideomycetes; Pleosporales; Leptosphaeriaceae
Source: RefSeq, a predicted model, not a curated record
AUGGUGGUCUACGUUGAUGAGGAGGUCGUUCAAGCUACGACAUGUUGUCUCCUCGACAGUGCGGCGUGGUAUGAUGACACAUCAUACCCUAGCCCAGUCGACACAUCAUACAUGGAGGCCUCGGAACCAGGGAACUGGUUGUUUGGCACUGCAUGUCCUAUCCGUCGCCUCCAAUGCCAGCAAAGUCUUUGUGGGUAA